UAUUGGCCAAAGCGCACGAGCCGAUAACCAAUUUAUAUUUAAGCCCCAACGUCCGAUAGCUUGUCAUCAGUUAAAUUUUGCUCCACAGCAGUAAAACAACUACCAAACAAUCAAAAUGUUCAAAUACUUCGCUCUCGUUUUCGUCGCGCUCUUCGCCUUCGCCGCUGCCGAGCCUAAACCCGCUGUGGUCGCAGCACCAGUGGCCUACUCAGCCCCAUUGGUCGCAUCCCCUUACUCCGCUGCCUAUGCUGCCCCAUAUGCCGCUUACGCCGCCGCUCCUUAUGCCGCCUACGCUUCACCCUACGCCGCCUACUCCGCUUACCCAUACAGCGCCGCUUAUGUGCUCCGCAAGUAAACGGAAUGUAGCGGUUGACCUGUGAUAGUACCGAAUUGGAUUUGAUUGGCAAUGAAAAGGACUAAGUUUUUCAUUAUAAAACUUAUGAUGAAUAAAAAAAACUUUAAA
Molecule: messenger RNA, 463 nt
Organism: Bactrocera dorsalis (oriental fruit fly)
Lineage: Eukaryota; Metazoa; Arthropoda; Insecta; Diptera; Tephritidae
Product: cuticle protein 16.5-like
Exons: 2
Coding region: 116-355 (79 amino acids)
Source: RefSeq, a predicted model, not a curated record